AUGCGUGACCAACUACCAUUUUCUUUUUUGGUGAGCCAUAUAACUCAUGUUUUUGAGAGGCAAGCUGAUGGAAGUGUGCCUGGAAAUAUAACGGAAAAUGAGAGGCAAGCUGAUCAACCAGAAAGUGAGGGAUUACCCGAAGAUGAUAAAGUCGAGGAAUGUAUAUCUGCAGAUAAAGAAGCAAACCUUUGUGCUGAUGUUGUUGCUCAUGUUUCUGAGGCUUAUCAUUUUAAUGGAAUGUUUGACUACCAAUAUGUUGUUCCUGUUCCUGCGGAAGUUGCCCAGAGGAAAAAGAGAAAUUGGUGAGGGUGGUCUUAUAGAUGUGGAUCAUGAGGACAUUAUGCUUAUUGUGCCUUCACUUUUUGCUCUGAAGCAUAUGCCAGAAAAUUUUGU
Molecule: messenger RNA, 393 nt
Organism: Arachis ipaensis
Lineage: Eukaryota; Viridiplantae; Streptophyta; Magnoliopsida; Fabales; Fabaceae
Source: RefSeq, a predicted model, not a curated record